AUGGAUUUGAAGAAUAAUAGUACCAUACCCACUGAUGGAAAAAUAGAGUCCAAACCACCGUUAGAGAAGAAACUUUCCAAUGGUGCAGUAUCAUCAACCACUAGCAAUGCUACGAACAGCAAUAGCACAAACGCUGCAACACCUAAGACAUUCAAUUCAAGACUAUUAUGGCCUGAUAUUAUAAAGACACCAGAAAAUUCAUGGACUUUUACAUGCAAAGAGAUAAUAGAUAGACUGGGGACCGAUCCUCAUAGUGCUGCAGAUACCAAGAAGAACAUGGAGAAUUGUCUGAUGUAUUUUUACACUUUAAAGAAGAAAUUAAAUUUAUUUGAUCAUUCUUAUACGGCAGCAUGCAUUCUAUUUUUCAGAUAUUGGUAUGCUUAUGGAUUGCCACCGGUAUACGUUGAUUGCAUUCAUAUGUCACAAGCCAUCUUAGUUAGUGCAUGUAAGGUGAUGGAGAAUAAUAGGCCAAUCGACAUGUAUGUGAAAGCGACCGCUGAAUUCUUGAGCCAUUCGUCGAAUAACAGGAUGCAAAAGAACAUAGACAAGUUGAAAUGGGACGUCAGAGAUAAAUUAGUAACCAACGAGAAGAAAUUUAUGUGUCUUUUUGGAUUUGAUUUAAAUUUUGAAAACCCAAAGGAGAUAAUCGAAGAGAUAUUUAGCGCAUACUAUAGAUACAAUAGAGAUUUUGAUCUUCCGGAUGAAUUUACUAAAGUUUUCCCUAAGAUAUUACAGCAGGUUAGAAGUUUUAUCGUCCAGGCCGUGACACAGCCCGUGUCAUUGCUAUGUGAUGGAUAUUCCUUUAUUGCAUUGGCUUUGAUAUACUGUGGGCUACAAUAUAAGAACCAGGUGGACAAGGACUUUAAGUUUCCAAAGAACUUUUUUAAGGAGAGGUUUCCAAUCUCUGUUACUUCAAAGAAAAUGAACGAGUUGUUUACGGAUUAUAGAAUAUUAGAAGAUAAUUUUUUCAAUUUAAAAAGUAACAAGGGAGAUAAACUUCAAAUAAGUGUUGAUGAUAUUGAUGGGAUAAUAGAUGAAGCAAAUGGCACAGAGGCGGAACGGGUUGCUGAUCCAUACGAUUACGAUUUGAUUAAAUCAGGGGAAGUUAAGCAAGAAUUAUUAGAUCAUAUUGAGGUUAGAGUUAGGGAAUUAUUCGAAAAGACAAUUGCAGAAAAUAAGAAACGACAUAAAACAGGCGAUGAAUCUCAUUCAGAACCACCCGAAAAGAAGAUAAAAGUUUGA
Naumovozyma castellii is the source of this 1242-nucleotide messenger RNA. It is a transcript of the gene BUR2, whose product is annotated as Bur2p. The transcript has a single exon. Lineage: Eukaryota; Fungi; Ascomycota; Saccharomycetes; Saccharomycetales; Saccharomycetaceae. The record is from RefSeq and is a predicted model, not a curated record. Bases 1 to 1242 code for a protein of 413 amino acids.